AUGGGGUGCCGUAGCGGUGGCACUGGUGUCACCGCAGACCGCGUCACUGCGGGUGCAGCAAGCAGCGAAGCCAUUUCACUGUGCCACGGGCACACCGGCGGCCGCGGGCCGGAGUGUCAGCACGAAGGGCCACCACAGCUGAUGUGCCUGGGCUUGCUCCGUGUCCUUCUGUUCUCUUCUCUUUCUUUGCUUGCAGCUCUCCCUCACCCACCUCAGUUCAGCCCAGCUGAGCACAACCAAGAGAGAAGUGUUUGGUACGUGCGCAGGGACUCUAUGAUCAAGCACCAGGCCCAGAAAGCUCCCCCUGGGCAACACAGGCACUGUGAGCGAUGUUACAGCCGGCACUGCCGCACACCCAUUGAGGUGUCCAUGUCCUGCAUGGUGAUCAGCUGCCCCCUCCACUGCGGGGCCACCUUCCACAUGUGCAAGGUGGAGGAACACAAAUUACUCUGUCCCUUGGAGCAGGUGUCCUGUCUCAACUCAGCCUAUGGCUGCCCUUUCUCUAUGGCCCGCUUUAAGCUGGGGAAGCACCUCCAGGUCUGUCCAGCCAGUGUUGUCUGCUGCUCAAUGGAGUGGAAUCGCUGGCCAAAUGUGGAUUCAGACACAACUCUGCACAAGAAUAUUAUGAAAGAGACCUUGAAUGAAGAAUGUCUGGACACAGCUUUGGCACUCAGAGACCAGAAGAUACUUUUCAGGACUUUGAAAAUAGCUGAAUUAUUUCCAGAAUGGAGGAAAAAGGAUGAACUGGAAGAACUCAUGGAUCAAGCCAUGGGUGGGGAAGCAGGUGCUGUGGGAGGAGCUGCCUGUGGUUCCCAAGAGGGCAAUGACCAGUCUGAGCUCAGCCAGCGUGAGCGGGAAGAUUUGGCAAAGGACAAAGAGGGAAUGGAUCUGGGGAGUUACAAAACUUGGGAGAACAUUUUCAGCAAAGAGCUUCUGGCUUGCCAGGUAACAGGCUCGGCAACCAGCACAGGACAAAAGACAGAGGAGGCUACCAAGAAAACAGCAGCAGCCUCUCAUGCUGCCAGCUCUACAGGGAAGGCAAAGGAAGGACCUGAGGGUGCAGAAGAGGGAAAGAGCCAAAAGUCUGAACAAGUUACACCAAGUAGAGCACUGAAUGGACUGGCUCCCUGGCAAGAAGGGGUCCUGGAGAGGCUGAAGAAGGAAGUCAGUGUAGCUGAUUACAACAUGUAUUUGGUACAUCAUGGAGGAAUGCUCAUCCGCUUUGGCCAGAUGGCUGCUUGCACUCCUAGAGAAAAAGACUUUGUCUAUGGGAAAUUGGAAGCCCAGGAGGUAAAGACUGUCUAUACUUUCAAAGUGCCAGUUAGUUACUGUGGCAAAAGAGCACGACUAGGAGAUGCACUGGGUCACAAGAUGCCAACUUCAGACAAGUCAGUGGAUACCUCAGAACUAGGAAUCAAUGUAGAAGAACUACCUAAGACAAACAUAGUUAAAGCCACACUGCUGUGUGCUCUGGAAAAAGAGCUGAAAGGCCAUGAGAUCUCUGAAGCAAGAGGUAUUGAUGGACUCUUUGUGGAUUUUGCAACACAGACAUACAAUUUUCCUUUGGAGCCUUUCUCUUCCAGUGCAGUUCUAGCAGAUAUUCUGGAUGAAAACAGCCCACCAGAAUUGCACAUGGAGCUCUACACUGAAUGUGUAACCAGAAGACACAACAAAAACAGUUCAGCUUUCACAUUCACUUGCAGCCAUUUCUUUAGGAGGGAUGAGUUCCCAUCCCACUUCAAGAAUGUGCAUGCUGAUAUCCAGUCAUGCCUGGAUGGAUGGUUCCAGCAUCGGUGCCCACUGGCCUACUUGGGAUGUCCUUUUGUCCAAAAUCACUUCUGCCCCGAGGGACUUAAGGCCAAGGUUAUUUACAGCAAGCCUCUCAAGACAUUUGCUAUUAAGCCAGAGGUGGACACCCUUCUUGCUGAAACGGGCAAGUGCAAUUCCACAGUGGAUAGUCGAGGGAGAAAAAAGGACUUGCUGAGCAGCCUCCCAGUAGAAGUGCUCAAGUACAUUGCAGGAUUCCUGGACAGCUUCAGUUUGUCUCAGCUAUCACAAGUGUCAGUGCUCAUGAGGGACAUCUGUGCCACUCUUCUUCAAGAGAGGGGAAUGGUCCUGCUCAUCUGGGAGAAAAAAAGAUAUUCCCAUGGUGGUACUUCUUGGAGAGCUCGCAAAAAGAUCUGGCAGUUCAGCAGCCUGUUCUCCAGAGUUCACAACUGGCAGCACAGCGACGUCCCGAGCAUGUCGGAGCACCUGAGGAAUUGUCCCUUCUACCAGGCGGAGCACAGGAUGGACCCCGUGCUGCUGACGGGCAUGAGCGAAUCUCGGGAGCAGACUCAAAAGACUUUGGUCUCUACUUUCAAGCUCAGAGUCUGAACAACUUGCUUCCCCUCUGCCAUGCUUUCCUCCAGGGGUCUUGAGAUGAGGAUUCAGAUGUAAAGAUUGUUGCUUCCAACUCUCCUUUGGACAUACAAAAUUGGCUUCUCCCCAGCUGUGUUUGAAACCUCUGCAUUUUUUUCCUGCAUUAAUUUGUUAAAACUUCAACCACUGCUUACUAACAUCACAUGCUUUUUGUUUAUGUUUUUGUUCCCGGUUUAAUACAGCAUCUUGAAGAAAGCAAUGAGGAUCAUAUUUGAAAACAGCAUUUUUACAUCCUUGAAGAGUCUGAACUGGAAAAGAGGAUCCUAUUCCAGAAGAGCAUUGAGGUUGCUCUCAGUCCAGCCCUCAUAGUCUGGAUCUUCAUGACUGAUCUUGUUUGUGCUGUCCACAAGUCCUGUGAAGUGCAAAGAGCAAUACUCCGCACACUCCAGGCUGAUGUGUCUUGCAGUUUUUCCUCUCAGUGGAAAGUGGAAGUGAAAUUGAAGGCAUCAUGGAAAUCAGAAAAGUCAGAGCAGGGGAAAAUACUAUGACACGAGAAUACAGGAAACAGAAAAGUAAUGGGUUUGGAUAGAGAAUCCUGCCUCUUUGUAGGUGGUGUGAGGAGAGGCAAGAGGAGACAGGUAAAAGAGCACAGGAAUGAAAGGAUUUGGGAUGUGCUGCCAAAACCAGAUGUUUUCUGUAUAAAAGCAUUUCCUUGAGAAAGAUUCUGGAAAUUCCAAUUAGUGCUAUACAGCAACAUGGGGCAGAUGAUAAUUUUUAAGAGGUGAAAGGGCAAGUGACCUACUGACAUGUAUCAUAAGUCUGGGUUGAAGGAAGGAUUUUUUUUGAUGGACCUCCAACUCCCAAAACUGAGUGAGCCACAGAUAAGGUCAAGUUUAUCUGACAGUGCCUGUUAUUUUGCAAAACUCUGUAACUCCUUGUUGCAUUCUUAAGAAUAAAAAUCAUUGUGGUAUAAAAAGAUCCAUUCAGAUUCAGGUUCUUAUCUUGUAUUUAUUGCUUCAUCACAUUAAUGUAUGUUUUGCCUUCAAAUCAGGUGUGGCAGUUCCUGUACCCUCACAUUCAUUAUGGUCCUGUCCACUGCUCUGCUCUUCACUAUCAUUUUCCCGAUCGAAGACUUCUAUUUAUGUGUGUUUUAUAUGUAUUUAAUUUUAACAAAUAUUUUUAGGUUUGACCCCAUCUUCUUGUACAGCAUUUUUUCCUUCCUGAUUAAAUUAUUUACUUCAAUGAAAAACUAUCUCUUCUUUUAAAAAUCCAUUUUCCAGAUUGAUGUUACAUUGUAUCUGCAAAUGUAUGAAGAAAAGUUUUCUCCUUACCUUUCUGUUUGUGGUGCUCAUCCAAGUAGCUACAGAGGGGCUUUUGCUUCUUUGCUUUGCAUGUUCCAGAGACACUGUACAGAAAUUCUGUUCCAGGUCUCUCUCAGAAAUUCUGAGCAUCUUUCACAUACAGUUUCCUUACCACUGCAGUCCACACUAAAGAGUCUCAAAUUCCUUGGGUUUAAUUUCUUUUGAAACAAAACAUCCAUAUGCGGUGCAAACUUGUUCUUAUUUAUAUUCCCACCGAAUUUAUAUGUAAGGAAAUUAUGGUCACGCACUCCAAAUUUAUUUUUGAUGGCCAACCUGCUCUAUGACUUAAUUGCUAUUUGCAACUAACAAAUCUUUUUGGUAGGUUUCAGUGAUGGUUUGGUGAAGGAAUUUGUCAUGUCGUGCUAAGAAUUAUAGGCCUGAGGCCCACUAUGAUGAUAAAAGAUGAUUCACUGGUCCAUAACUUUGAAGUUAUUUUCACCAUAGCAGCAGAAUCCUUACUGGGGUUUAUCUCUUUUAAUAUUUGCUCUAUCCCUAUAUAUCCAGGCAUGAACUCGAGCAGUUCAUGGCAGACACUGAACUGCACCAGAGGAAAGCCUCUUUUAGCUUUCUGAGCUCCAUAUAAACAACCUGUAACAUCAUACACAUGAUAUAAUGAACUGGUUUUAUUUUCCUUUCUACCAGUCCUGAACAGCAGAAUUUUUAAUACUUGGGAUGUACUGUUAUUAUGCUACCAUGUUCCUGUACUUUAUGAUAUUUAGUUUACACCCUAUAUAGUUUCCUACCAAUAUCUAGAAGGUGGUUACAGAGAUAAUGGAGCCAAGGUCUUCUCAAGAGCAGCAGGUGAUGUAACAAGAAGCAGAGGCAACAAGCUGAAACUUGGUGGGUUCAGGCUGAACUUCAGGAACGACUUUUUUACUGGAAGGGUAAAAAAGCAGCACUGGAAACAGAUCCCCAGAAAGGUGGCAGUACCUUUCUGAGUAUCUUGGAGGGUUUCCAGAUUUUGGUUUGACAAAAUUAUGGUGACCUGGACUGAGUCAGAUGUGGACUGGAGACCUCUGGAGGUCUCCUCCCAGCAUCACUUCUUGGAUUCCACAGCAUUGUCUGAGAUUCCCAGCAGAAAACUGGCAUCUUCCACUCUGGCCUCACCUGCUUCCCUCAGCUGAACUAGAUGGUCCCUUGGCUUCUGCUAUUGUCUGUUGCUGCUUCUCUCAUCUCAAUGAGCGUAUCUUUCCCCUCGAUGUCUAGACCUCUGCUCACUGAUACCUACUUAUCUGCCAUUCACAUAGUGAUUUUAACAGGUUUUCAUCUCUCUGAGUAGGAAAACAGAUACUGUAGCACCACUGAAUGGCUCUCUUGAACUCGAUGCCUCAUGGUAAAGCUGUGCUUUGUUGGAAUAUAUGAGCGCCCUCUGAGAGCGUUGGUAAUGUUGGAUAAUAACCCGUAGGGCCAGAGGAGCAGAGGUGAGUGCAUCUCAGACUGGCAGAGGACUCACAGGGUGUGCUGGUAGGUGUGUGAUCUUACCCUGGAGAGGUAGUGGGAGCACCUGGCAGAGCAGCUGGCCCGUUUUUACAGCUCAUGGCUCCUAAGCAUAGCUUCUCCAGGAAGAGUUAAUAUUCCUUGUGAGGCUUUUCCAAGCAGGACUGAACUGGUGAGUGAGGAUCGGACUGAGAUGCAAAGGGUAAGUCUGAAUCCAGAGCCCCGAGCUGUGGCUGGGAGUUAUCAUGCUUUCCUGCAGGUGUGCAUCCAUGAUUUUAGCUGGCCACAGCAAGGGUGAGUUCUGUUACUGUGAGGAAACAGACCAGCAGAAAAGCAGCCAACUUCUCUCCAUGUGUUUGAAAGACAGAGAAAAGGCAGUACUUAAACACCAUCAGAGCUCAUCCAUUUACUUUCUCGCAGUUUGACGUUUCUUCCUGCAAAGCCAGGGCUGAAUUGGCAGCUGCUGGUGGCACUACACUCCCACUGGACUAAGGGGGAGCUGGAGCUGGCUCAUGCCACUGCAGAGCAGCCAUCUCCUUUCCAGACUGAAGAAGGUUUUUUAAAAAAAAAAAAAAACCGAUAAAACAAAACCACACUUCAGCCUCCAAGCCUUUCACAAAAAGCAGUUUAAAAAGCAAAUAUGCAGAGAAGUGACUGCUUUGACUGCUUUCAAACACUGCAGGUUGGGAGGGGCUCCUCGACUCAUUUCCCUGCUGUGUCCAGGCUCCCAAGCUUGGUGUGGGAAGAGUUAAUAGGCUUAAAUGCAGAGUUUCUUUUCCUGUAGCUUUGUCAAAGUGAAGUAUCCUGGUAGCCACUGUGGGGCUUCUCCUGCACUCCCACCCCUGUAGUGAAUGUCACCCAGUGUCACCUCCUAAAGGUGAAUGCGCUUCCAGAGGUACAGGAUGAGAGGGAUCCACUGACAGUCAGUAUCCAUCCCCCACAGAGAAUCCCUGCUGUAUAUGGUCUAGGAUGGAGAGGAGGUGGGCUCUGAGAUCCCCACACACAGCUUUCAGCAGGCUGGUGAGGGCCUUGCCUUACAUCCUGGCUCAUGGUCACUUUGUGGCUCUCCAGCAGGGUCAGCAUUGCCCUGCUGCUCAGAAAAAACCACCUGCAGUAAAGGAAUGAACAUUGCUGACUACAGCUGACCAGGUGGCCAAAGAUCCACGGGGAUGUAUCAAAGCUGCUAGGAAGUGGGGACCCACCACUUGGCUGCAAGGACUGAGCCUGGGAGACAAGUGAUGUAGCAUUUGUUUGUGUGUCCGUCCCACAGCACCAGGCUCAGAAAUCACCCAGCUGUGUUUGGCCAGCGAGGAAGUGCCUGAGGGAAACAGGAGUCCCCUGUGCUCAGGCACUGAAACAGCCCUGUACCCUCAUACCACCUCUCCCAGCAUCCAUCGUCACAGACUGCUCAUCCAUCUUCUUUCCCUCGUGGACAGACUUUUGUACUGUGCUAUCAGUAAAUCAAUUCCCUGUUUACCUUCUCCAUAAUUUCCAAGAGUUCAUGCUCUUCCAGCAGUGGCAUCAUUCAAGAGAGAUGUGAGGACUAAUCCGAUCUGCCACAACAUUCCAAACACACAUUUCUCCAGCCACUGGCAAAGCUGAGACAGCAUCGCCAGCAUCACCUCCCGCCUCAGUAUCAGCUCAGUCCCAACGCAGGCACCAGCCACCUACAGCUGUGCCCUGGCAGAGCCCAUCUCCGUGAGUGACCAUCUCACGGCACCAGGUAGGUGUCAGGAGCAGAGGGACAAGUUCUUCAUCCUGCCCUGCCCAGAUCUCCUCACACAUCAUCUACUCACAAUGGAGAUCAAAACCUCUUCACUUCUUCGGCUUUUAUUUGACUACCUGAGGUUGCUGAGGGAGGAAACCUGUCAUUUCCUUCAGGGGAAAAGAGAUUUUAUGACUGAAGGUGAAGCAACAGAACAAAAGUCUGUAGCAAGUGGGCUGGACCCAAGUGGACAGGCACAAGAAAGCCAUUCCCCAAGGAGUUCAGCUGGAGCUGAUGCUACUAGAGAAAUAUAGCAAAAAAUGCUUCCCUCUGUUGGAGCUGUUGGGGUUCACACUCUCCUGGCUGAUGUCAGAUUGCUCCUGUCUCUGUCUGACCCAGCAGGGAAAAGCAAGACAUACCUGCAGUUUAACAAGUUAUGACACAUCAGUGCCACCAGUACAACUGGCUCUGAGUCUGUGUGGGUUUGGCUCGCUUUCUUUCCUGUCACAUGUGUGUGCCUGACAAGAGCACGCACACGGCCAGCUGCUGGGGAGCACAGUUAUUUAGCUCUGACAACUUGCUGGCUACUUGGCUGCUCCAGGCAGCACAUCACUGAGCCUUCUCUUCCUCUGCAGAGCAAGGGAGAUCCCAAGGGCAAGUGCAGGAUGUUAUUGCUGCUAUCAUCUUCAUCACUGACAUCUUCACUGUGCUCAGGAGAAGAGCAGGUGGGAGUUUAAAAUGCUGACCCUCUUCCCUCGUGGUCGAGAUGCAAAGAUCAUCUGUCUCUCCCCUGCACUGCUGCUUAAGAGAGAUGAAGGUCCGGAUAUCCCAGGAUC
This is a messenger RNA of Catharus ustulatus (Swainson's thrush), 7700 nucleotides long. It is a transcript of the gene FBXO40, whose product is annotated as F-box protein 40. Bases 1 to 2376 code for a protein of 791 amino acids. The transcript is spliced from 6 exons. Gene Ontology annotation, cellular component: cytoplasm. NCBI's taxonomy places the organism in Eukaryota, Metazoa, Chordata, Aves, Passeriformes, Turdidae. The record is from RefSeq and is a predicted model, not a curated record. Gene Ontology annotation, molecular function: protein binding; zinc ion binding; ubiquitin protein ligase activity.